GUGUCACCCCUGUUGAUGCGACGCCAAGCCAGCCGUACACCGAGUGCUACAGAGUGGUGUUGGAUGGCUCUGUGGUGGGCUGGGUGGAGCGGGAGCUGGCUCCUGGGAUUGCAGAAACUCUCCGCCGUUUCAAGAUAACGCAAGAGAAGAGGUUCCCGGCGCGGGCAGAAGUGGUCCUUAUCCCAAUGACGGGAAAACCCAGUCUGUAUCCCGGGUUGUUCAUUUUUACUACCCCUUGCCGAAUGGUGCGGCCUGUCAAAAACCUGCUCUAUGGAAGGAACGAAUGGAUUGGCACUCUGGAACAGAUCUUCAUGAACGUGGCCUCACUGGAGUCGGAGGUAGUGCCUGGAAUGAGCACUCACCAGGAGCUCUUCCCUCACAGCAUUCUGAGCGUGGUGGCCAACCUCAUCCCCUUCUCCGACCACAACCAAAGCCCACGAAACAUGUACCAGUGCCAGAUGGGAAAGCAAACCAUGGGCUUUCCAGUUUACAACUACAAGGACCGCUCGGAUAACAAGCUGUACCACCUGCACACGCCCCAGAGCCCUCUGGUGCGGCCCAGCAUGUAUGACCAUUACAGCAUGGACAGCUAUCCCGUCGGCACCAAUUCCAUCGUGGCUGUCAUCUCCUACAGCGGCUAUGACAUGGAAGAUGCAAUGAUCGUGAACAAAUCUUCCUGGCAGAGGGGGUUUGCCUAUGGAAGCGUUAUCAAGAUGGAGAGCGUUGACCUCUCCCUCAAAGCCAGCAGGGCAGGUGAUAAUUUAGUAUUUGGAGUCAGGCCUGGCGAUCCCAACGUUACAGGGAAGUUGGAUGCCGACGGACUGCCUUUUGUUGGCUCUGUCCUACAGCCUGGGGACCCCUUCUACAGCUUCAUGAACCUCAGCACAGGGGAGACAUUCACUGUGUACUACCCGAAUAAGGAAGUCGGCAUUGUGGACAACGUCAGGUUGUGCAGUAAUGACCGCGGCACGGGAAAAUUCAAGAAGGCUUGUAUCACGGUGAGGGUUCCCCGAAACCCAACUGUCGGGGACAAGUUUGCCAGCCGCCACGGACAGAAAGGCAUCCUGAGCCAGCUCUGGCCAGUCGAGGACAUGCCCUUCACGGAGAACGGGAUGGUCCCAGACAUCCUCUUCAACCCUCACGGCUUUCCCUCCCGUAUGACCAUUGGGAUGCUGAUCGAGAGCAUGGCGGGGAAGUCGGCGGCGCUGCACGGUGUCUCCUACGAUGCCACUCCCUUCACCUUCACGGAGAAGCGCUCUGCUUUGAAGUACUUCGGUGAGACCUUAGUGAGCGCAGGUUAUAACUUCUUUGGGACGGAAAAGAUGUACAGUGGCAUCAGCGGCCUGGAGCUGGAGGCAGAGAUCUUUGUGGGAGUGGUGUAUUAUCAACGCCUGCGCCACAUGGUCUCUGACAAGUUCCAGGUGAGGACGACGGGACCCCGAGAUGCUGUCACCAACCAGCCCAUCAAGGGAAGGAACGUGGAAGGUGGGAUUCGUUUCGGCGAGAUGGAGCGUGAUGCUUUGCUGGCUCACGGCACGUCUUUCUUGCUGCAAGACCGCCUGUUCAACUGCUCCGAUGGCUCCAUAGCCUACAUCUGCACGAGCUGCGGCAGCAUGAUGUCUCCUGUGCUGGAGAAACCGCCGCAGUCCUUCUCCGUGACAAGCAACAGGAGGUAUUCCUGUUCUGUCUGCAACGAGGUGGACACCAUCGAGGUCGUCCCUGUGCCCCAUGUCUUCCGUUACUUUGUGGCAGAGCUGGCAGCCAUGAACAUAAAAACAAAGCUCAACGUGGAGUAG
Antrostomus carolinensis (chuck-will's-widow) is the source of this 1796-nucleotide messenger RNA. RefSeq names its product RNA polymerase I subunit B (gene POLR1B). The annotation marks the transcript as partial. Gene Ontology annotation, cellular component: nucleus. Gene Ontology annotation, molecular function: DNA binding; ribonucleoside binding; DNA-directed RNA polymerase activity. NCBI's taxonomy places the organism in Eukaryota, Metazoa, Chordata, Aves, Caprimulgiformes, Caprimulgidae. Gene Ontology annotation, biological process: DNA-templated transcription. The record is from RefSeq and is a predicted model, not a curated record. The transcript has 6 exons.